AUGAGCUCAAUCGGCACUGGGUACGACCUGUCAGUCUCUACAUUCUCUCCUGAUGGGAGAGUUUUUCAAGUUGAGUAUGCUAUGAAGCCUGUGGAAAAUAGUGGUACAGCUAUUGGAAUCAGAUGUAAAGAUGGCGCUGUCUUUGGGGUAGAAAAAUUAGUCCUUUCUAAAUUUUAUGAAGAAGGUGCUAACAAACGACUUUUUAAUGUUGAUCGGCAUGUUGGAAUGGCAGUAAUAGGUUUGUUGGCAGAUGCUUGUUCUUUAGCAGACAUUGCAAGAGAAGAGGCUUCCAACUUUAGAUCUAACUUUGGAUAUAACAUUCCACUAAAGCAUCUUGCAGACAGAGUGGCCAUGUAUGUACAUGCCUAUACACCCAACAGUGCUGUUAGACCUUUUGGCUACAGUUUCAUGUUAGGGUCUUACAGUGUGAAUGAUGGUGUACAACUUCCAAUGAAGGCUGAUAAUUAG
Molecule: messenger RNA, 468 nt
Organism: Globicephala melas (long-finned pilot whale)
Lineage: Eukaryota; Metazoa; Chordata; Mammalia; Artiodactyla; Delphinidae
Source: RefSeq, a predicted model, not a curated record